AUGAGUUAAUUAAUUUCAAAAAUAUUUUUCUAAAAAACUGUGCUUGUAUUAAGAAUUCAGGGUUCAAUAAAUUCUUAAUUAGUGAGUAAAAUUUCUCAUCAGUUGGAAAAUUAUAAUAAAGGGAGUGUAAUAGCUUUAGGAUUAAUUAUAAAUUCAUAAGGAGGCUGUCCAUAUUAAGUUGAAGUGUUGAGUAAGAAAAUCAAAAGUUAUCUAAAUGGCUUGCCUCUAUAUACAUUUGCAACUGAACAAAGUUUAGGCAAUGCCUAUCAAUUGUUAUAAUUGGGGAAUAAAUCUUAUGCUUAAAAUACAUCUAAGAUUGGUUUCACACAAAUGUACAAAAAUAAACUCAAUUUCGCAGACUUUCUUUAAAAUUAUGGGAUAAAUACAUUCUAAUAUUAAUCGAGUUAAAUUGUAAAUCACAAUUUUGUUGUAAACUCAUCAAUAAGAGGCAAUAGUUAAUAAGACAUGGAUUAUUUAGAUCAAUAUUAUGGGUUGAAAACGAAGCAGGUAACAGACUAAUGCUGGACAAAUAGAAAGGAAUAAAUAAAAAUAAAUAAGGAUUAAUUAGAGAAUAAUGUAUUUUUAGGGAAAGAAGCAAAAGACCUUGGGUUAGUAGAUGAAUUAGGCACUUAUGAAAAAGUUUUAAUGUAGCAAUAUCCGAAAGCAAAGAUUAUUCCAAUCAAUACUGAAGGCAAAUUAACAGAGUAUGAGAAUUGGUUUAAUUUGUUCAUAAAAAUAUCAUAAUCAAGAGGGUUUAUGGGAUUAGUGCUAUUAUUUGGAGUUAAAGUUAUGCUGAAAUGGGGAUUGAUAAUUUAUGUGUGGAGAUAGUCUGUCAAAUAAAAGAAAUUGAAUAAGCAAUUAGAAUAACAACAACAAUGAGUCAUUCAUAUAUAUCAAAGAAAUGUUGUUAAAAUUCAUUGU
Paramecium tetraurelia is the source of this 921-nucleotide messenger RNA. RefSeq lists its product as uncharacterized. Gene Ontology annotation, molecular function: peptidase activity. NCBI's taxonomy places the organism in Eukaryota, Ciliophora, Oligohymenophorea, Peniculida, Parameciidae. The transcript has 4 exons. Gene Ontology annotation, biological process: proteolysis. The record is from RefSeq and is a predicted model, not a curated record.